UCGGACAUGGCGAGGAAGAGCACUGGCCCGUCUGAUAAGGAUCGGUAAUUUUUUUUUUUUUUGGGGAUUUUUUUUUUCAAAAACCCAAGAGGCCUUAAAAUCCAAUAAAACCCAUCCCUGGCAUUAAAAAAAUACAAUAGAUCGAUGGACUGAAUGAAGACUGCCUACAACGCCUAUAGAUGCCUGGCCAAGGAUCUGGAUGCUUACGCCAUGAACCCAGAGAUGACAAUGGACAGUAUAGGAAGUCUGCAUGGUGGAGUAACCCAUGAUCAGGAUUUGAUGAGUAGUCCCAGUCCCCAUCACGAUCGGAGCACUGGAGCAUCUUUAAGGAUACAUCAGGACUUGGCGUCUGCAUCUUCGCGAACAGCUAUGGUAUCUAGCAUGGCCACGAUUUUGGAUGGGGCUGGGGAUUACCGUCCGGAAUUGUCUCUGCCGCUCCAUCACGCAAUGAGCAUGCCUUGUGAUACUUCACCACCUGGGAUGGGCAUGAGCGGGACCUACACUACAUUAACACCCCUUCAGCCGCUGCCACCCAUCUCCACAGUAUCCGACAAAUUCCAUCACCCUCAUCACCACCACCACCACCAUACCCACCACCAGCGUCUUUCUGGAAACGUUAGUGGGAGCUUUACCCUGAUGAGGGACGAACGGGGUUUACCAGCAAUGAACAAUCUUUACACCCCCUACCACAAGGACAUGACAGGGAUGGGUCAAAGCUUAUCCCCACUGGGCAGCAGUCCUCUUGGUAACGGUCUGGGUUCAAUCCACAAUACCCAACAAAGCCUCCAUAACUAUGGUGCACAUGGGCAUGACAAGAUGCUCAGUUCCAACUUCGAUGCGCACACCGCUAUGCUGGCCAGGGGGGAUCAGCACCUGUCCAGGGGUCUCGGGGGCCCCUCGGCAGGUAUAAUGCCCCAUUUGAAUGGCAUGCACCAUACUGGCCAUCCAGGCCAUCCUCAAUCUCACGGGCCCGUGUUGGCUUCCAGCCGGGAAAGGCCGCCCUCCUCCUCUGGGACUCAAGGUAACAACUCGGGUCAGUUAGAAGAAAUUAACACCAAAGAAGUGGCGCAAAGAAUCACGGCUGAACUCAAGAGGUACAGCAUCCCUCAGGCGAUAUUCGCCCAGAGGGUGCUGUGCCGCUCGCAGGGGACUCUCUCAGAUCUCUUAAGGAACCCAAAACCUUGGAGUAAACUUAAAUCGGGGAGGGAGACCUUUAGGCGAAUGUGGAAAUGGCUGCAAGAACCCGAGUUUCAAAGGAUGUCAGCCUUGAGACUUGCAGGAGGUUUCUGUAAACAAGACGAGGCAUCUCAACGACUUAUGUUUCCUGCAUGCAAACGCAAAGAACAAGAUUCAAGCAAAGAAAGGAGCAAUACACCAAAGAAAUCCCGUCUGGUUUUCACUGAUCUCCAGCGCCGAACACUUCUUGCCAUCUUUAAGGAAAACAAGCGUCCCUCUAAGGAGAUGCAGAUUACAAUCUCUCAACAGCUGGGGCUGGAACUGACGACAGUCAGCAACUUCUUCAUGAAUGCCCGAAGGAGGAGCUUGGAUAAAUGGAUGGACGAUGGAAGCCCAGGAGCUUCUUCCUCAACCUCCAGUACUUGUACCAAAGCAUGAUGGAUGGGAGCGCACCAAGCCAAGGCACGCUGCUCGUCUACAAUAUUUUUAAAUUUGCUUUCAAGAAGGACUGCUCACUGGUGAACUUGCAACAGGUUAAUGAAACUUGAACACCCCGAUUUUAUCAGCACCUGAUUAAAGCCACUUGCAUUCCUUCAUGCAGAUUAGAUUUAGUGAGAAUUUGCUUUCUUAUUAUACUGACAGGAAAUUUUAAGCAACCCAGCAGCAAACAGCAUACAGUUAAGUAGUACAAAGUCUGCUUCCUUUUUUAGCUCUGCAUUUUUGUAAUAUCCAGUCCACUUUCCAAAGACGUAAAGAAAAGAAUUUACCAAAAAAUACGUGUAAGGUAGCAGUUGCACAACUGGCAGCAAGUGGCUUAAUCCCACCCACCCAACCAGUUUUCAAGAGGUUCCCUUGCCAGUUAGUUUCCAUAGAUUCCAGUGUCAGGUACUGGCGAGAAUGCAAGCACAAAUCUUACAAAUCUACAUAAUGCCGGUAUUCAGGAACAAAUAGGUCUAUGUAUACUGUCUCAAGUAACAUGCAUUGACUAGCGCCAGAUCUCACUCUGCGAGCUCUCAAUAGCUGGUCGAGUAUGUGAGCACAAUCUUUAAGCACAUUUCUUUUGCAAUAGAAAUAGGGCUGUUUAGUGCAUACUGUUCUUCACACAUUAGAAAACUCAGGAUGCCAUUUUUCAAGCAGUUGAAGAACAUAUUAUCUUGAUUGUCUUACUCUUAAAGAUUUACGUAAUUAAUCAUGAAUCUGAAGGUUGCUGCGGCUUCUGGUUUGCAUUGUUUCAGUUCAUGUUUUCUUAACUCGCAGGUUUAAGUGGAAACUUGCACUUGAUACCAAAGUAACUACAUAUAUGUCCACUCAUAUACUACAUUUAUUCAAUUUAGAUAAAAAGGGUAUAUUUUUGUCAAUUAAAAAGUAUCCAUAUUUUUAUUUAUUUAUUUAUGUAUUUAUUUAUUUAUUUAUUACUGUAAUUUUCUUACAUAACCAAAGACUAAAACAGCCUAAGGCUGUUGAACAAAGAAAAAAAAAAAAGAACAGAAGAAUGAAAUUAAAAAUCGAAACAGGAAACAUUAAAGUCAUACAAUUUAGAACUGGUGCAGUAAAUCUCCCUAAAAACUUUUCUCCCAUUAUUUUUAAUUGAUAAACUGACAGUACAAAAUUAAAUCUGCCUUUUUGACUUUCACCCACUCACC
Polypterus senegalus (gray bichir) is the source of this 2819-nucleotide messenger RNA. It is a transcript of the gene onecut2, whose product is annotated as one cut homeobox 2. Lineage: Eukaryota; Metazoa; Chordata; Cladistia; Polypteriformes; Polypteridae. The coding region runs from base 154 to 1614 and encodes 486 amino acids. The transcript is spliced from 3 exons. Gene Ontology annotation, biological process: regulation of transcription by RNA polymerase II. Gene Ontology annotation, cellular component: nucleus. Gene Ontology annotation, molecular function: DNA-binding transcription factor activity, RNA polymerase II-specific; RNA polymerase II cis-regulatory region sequence-specific DNA binding. The record is from RefSeq and is a predicted model, not a curated record.